Uloborus diversus is the source of this 570-nucleotide messenger RNA. RefSeq lists its product as uncharacterized. The transcript has 5 exons. NCBI's taxonomy places the organism in Eukaryota, Metazoa, Arthropoda, Arachnida, Araneae, Uloboridae. Bases 18 to 548 code for a protein of 176 amino acids. The record is from RefSeq and is a predicted model, not a curated record.
GUUCUUUUUUCAGCAACAUGUAUUUGAUGUCUGUGUUUAUCAUCUUUGCCUUGACGUAUAGCUUACUCAUUUUCCUGUCAUUGAAAUUGCACCAUCACGUCAAAUGGUGGCAUCAUAUUGCACUCUUUUUGCAUAUGAUUUCUCAGGCAAUCACAGUAUCAAUAUUGGUUGCUGUGUAUGAGUGGCUGAGUGUGUUAUCUACAUAUUUAUUUCUCUCAGUGGCAUUUAGCAUCUUGUUCUUAUUCACUCUGCAAAGAAGAAUGGAGUACAAAUAUUGGGCUGUGAUAGCAAUCUGUGGAAUUUUUUUAGUUCCUACUACAAUAGUAUUUCAAGUUCUGUUGCACUGCAGUGACAGGGAGCUUGUCCACUCCAUUGGUUUGAGUGCUUUGCUAUUUUUGUAUCACAUUUUCAGUAUUGAAGUUUUCCUUCGAAGGCUGUGUACAGAUGAACAUGUAAAAGCUGCAAUACUACUGUAUGUCAUACCACAGAAUAUCAUUCACAUUAUGAAGUUGAAAAUCCCAAAAUUAUUUAAAUCAACGGGUUCUUAAUACUUUGUACAUUUAGAGAUAA